Molecule: messenger RNA, 3597 nt
Organism: Symbiodinium sp. CCMP2592
Lineage: Eukaryota; Dinophyceae; Suessiales; Symbiodiniaceae
Source: the annotation of a GenBank genome assembly
AUGUACGGUGAGUGGAACGUCCAUGCCGAAGCCGCCUUGGCGGCGGCACUUUUGAAACCCAAACGCCUAGCCCUCACCGCUUCGUCGUCUUCAGCACCGGCACCCUUGGCGAUCGAGAAUUGCAACAUUCCGGUUUCAAAAAAAGAGUCGUCCCCCAAGAAUACCAAGAAGGCUGAAGCAUCAUCGUCCUCGUCAUCUUCUACCUCGUCCGGGGAGGAGGCCGAAGAUGAGCAAGAGGAGAGCGAGGAUGAGCAGGAGGAGGCCGAUGAUGUGCAACAGGAACCCGCCAUGCCCGAAUACUACCAGUGGACUGAUGAUUGGCACGAUGUCUACGCUCAGCUGUUGCACAUCUACGAAAGUUCCGAGCUUAAUACCAAGCGGCGUAGGAUCAUGGACACGCUUUUGGCUGACCUUCGCAAAGCGAAGGGGCACUUUGAUGCAGAAAACCAAAUGACGACUGCCUACAAGAAAGCAUUGGACGAAGUCAAGAACCAUGUAAUGACUGAACUGAAGACCCCCAUCGUGAUCACCAAUGAGACUGUUUCCGGAUCCGUGAACGACUUGCCACUCAAGGAGCACUUCCAUCAGUACAAGGCCAAGACGUUGGUGGAUAUCAUCGAGAAUGUCGCUCUGCAAGAUGUGCCAUGGGAGUCGAUUGCGACGUGUCUUGCCAAUGAACGAUAUACUGAACUCCCACCUCCGUUUCGCACCGACCGUGUUGCAGACACUGAGUUCGUACUCCAGAUUGGGGUUAUCAAGAAUUCCACCGGCUCCUUCGGCACUGUGAUCAAGCACUUCAUCUUUGCAGACAAGACUACGUCGUUACGCCACAUAGAGGAAAUUGUACAUGGCACUGGGUACCUCAUCGACUACUCACCCAACUUUCGAAGUGGACCUUGUGCAUUCCAAAUUCUUCUGCAAAGAAUGUCUCACUGGAUGGUGUCGUUUCGUCGGCUAGAGCAGAAGCAGCCCAGGCCGGUCAAAGAGGAUUGUGGUGAUCUCCAAGCCGGAUUUGACUACAUUCGAGAGUUCGGCCCGAAAUCCAACAUGGGAAAUGGCCAGACUGAAUGGGCUGAAAUUGAGACCCGCAGACUUGGAGGACCGCUGCAUGGUUGGAGUGCGGGGUUAGUCAAGGAAUGCUUGCGAAACCAUUCAGCUUCGAAUGUUUACGCUCGUCCAGUCACCAACUUCUUCUUGACACUCCACGACGUCGCAGGUUGGUUUUUCGAUGACGUGUUGGUUGAGAUCCUGGGUGACCUCAAAAGCCACACUUUGGUGAUGAUGGGGAUGGCCGAAACAGGGAAAACACCGGUGGCUCAAGCCAUCGCAAUGGCGAUCUCAGAAUACCAUAUACUGGCUGGUGGGAGAGAGCAGGAACUGCGGCCGUCCUUUCGCCUCGUUGCUUCCCUGGACCAGCUGCGAGGUGAAUCCGGCAUCAAGGAACGUCCGGAUAUCCUUGAUGACCCGGAUACCAGCGUCAUGUCCGUGACGAAGCUGAAAGCUUUCCUUGACAGCACUCUUACCGAGACACACACCGUGGUACGCAAUCAGCUCCGAGUGAUUUGCGACAAUCGAGUGGAUGAUGAUGCCGAGCCAGACUUACCGGAGUCCGAAGGCUUCAUUAAGUUCGAGACCUUUAUGGACAUCAUCUCACCAGCCUUCCCCGACAAGUGUUCAAAGCAGGACCGUAUGGCCUGCCUCAAACGGGCGCAUUGGAUCGUUAACAUGAAGAAGGCUCUCUAUCUUCGACCUGUCGGUACCAAGACAGUUCCUGUCAAGCGCAUCCCCUACUUGCACGGCCAGACUGACUUCUUGAACCAAGAGGGCAAGGAUAUCUUACAGGCCAUGCGCGAUGGCAUUGAGACACCACCAAAGAAUUGGGUCCAAAAGAGACAAUGGACUCACGAUGUCCUGAGCAUGAUCAUCGAGAAGAAAGAGCGACCACGUCGCACUGCCACGAUUUUGAUUCCCGGGUCAGGCGGUAACGGUCCCACUUCUCGUGACUCAAAGCCACAAGUUCCAUUCUCAGGCCGCAUUUGUCCAGACUUCUUGCCGACCGUGGACACCGCCGCUUCUAUGGAGGACAGGCGCGAGGCUUCCUCUUCUUUGCCAACCGCCGCUAACAUUGCCUUAAAGACGGAGGUUGAAGAGAAAGCUUUCUUCCCGCUCAUGGUGGCGUCCCACGCAGAUGACGUCAUUGACUUGGCCACGCCAACACCUCCUCGCUGUAAGCGUCCUCGGCAAGAUGAUGCCUUUCCCGACGUGGGCGAGGACGUCGACGAGCACUGCUUUGAGAGCGAUGUAGCCUUCCAAAAAUAUCUCAUUCACCGUCGUGUUCUCGACGAAAACGGUGCGAAUGUUUCCUUGUCACUGAGGGCAAUCGGCAUCUUCUUGAAGUACGGGGCUGCUCUACAGAUAAAGAGAUGCACUAAAUGUGGUAAGCCCGCUCGCUUCGAGCAGCGAACCUCGAGGGGAUGGACGACUUUUGGAUGGACAUGCAGUGCUGUUGGGCACAAGCACAUGGAACUACAACUCAACCAGUACGGCUUCCUCACUGAAAUACCGGUGAAUAGCUGGUUCCCGUUUCUCCAUCUCAUCAACAUGUUGCGUCUUUCUAUGAACUGGUCCACCAUCAUCCAGGAGUUGCAGGCGGGCUAUGGCAACAUCGCCAAAAAGACGAUUGCGAAAUGGCGUGACGUCUUCCAGAGGGCUAUCGGUGCUGCUCUGGACAAAAUGGACUGCAGGGUCGUCGGUGGCAAGAAGGAGACGGUCGUCAUGGACGAAGCCAUCGUCGGAGUCCAUCCUGAAGAUGGUUGGUCAGUUGGUUCGAGGGGGAUCAACAAAGCUGGUGCAGAGCAGACUAGGACAACGGCGCGCCUGGAACGGAAAAAACUGGUUUCCAAGGGUGCCAUGAAAAGGCUGCCAGCUCGAACACUUCAUGGGUCAGAGAAGGCUUCACGCACCGGGCCACAGCUCCUGAAGAAGCCGGCUUCAACACACAUGAAGCGGCCAUGUGGUGUGAUGAAAACGAUCCUGAAGAAGCCUGCUGCCGUUCGACCACCAGCCAAACGACUCAAGAAGACUGCCGCAAACCUCAAGACAAACGGUGCCUGGCUAUGGCUUGCUGUCGCUGUGGGCAAGAACAAGGAGAUCUACACCCAUGACAACGGCAAGAAACGCAUCACUUAUCGUCUUCUGCCUUCUCGCAAGAAAGCCAUAAAGAACAAACCUCGCGGCUUUGAAGAAAUCCAAAACACGGUUGAAAAGCACGUCGCGAAAGGCUCGUACUUGGUGUUUGACGGUUGGACUGCUACCAAAAAGGCUGUGGAAGCACUAGGCUAUGAUUACGCACCUCCUGUGAAACAUGAAAAGUGUUUUCGUGAUCCUGCUACGGGGUUCCACACGAAUGAUGCAGAGUCUGAAAACGGCAGGCUCAAAAAGUGGUCAAGGCGCCGCUAUGGAAAGCUUUCUUUGGACAUACUCGAAAUGGAUGAGUAUGUCUUUUAUGUCAAUGUCGGAACUGACAUGUCUUCAAUCCUGAAAGGACUGGCACGAGCCAACGGGGUCAUUUGCAGGAACGACCUGCUUGAAAUCUAG